Molecule: messenger RNA, 1416 nt
Organism: Fonsecaea nubica
Lineage: Eukaryota; Fungi; Ascomycota; Eurotiomycetes; Chaetothyriales; Herpotrichiellaceae
Exons: 2
Coding region: 1-1416 (471 amino acids)
Molecular function (GO): protein binding
Source: RefSeq, a predicted model, not a curated record
AUGGUCACUGUUACGAACGUCCUCAGGCGAGCGAGCGCCGCGAAUUUUUUUGACAACGGCCCCUCAAGCGGCGAGUCGUCGAGAAGACCCUCAGCGGCAGACACUCAUGCCCUUCGUCGGCCCAGCCUGGCCGCCUUGUCCCUACGGCUCUCGUCAUGGUCUAAGAAGUCACAUUUAGCCAAGGGCGCUGAAACGGACACUGACUGCUCGCAACAGUUAUGGGACGCUGUUCAAUCCUUACCGGAUGAAAUCGCAGCUCAGAUCCUCUGUUAUCUCUCUGCCUCCGACUUCUUGAACCUCCGAUUGACGUCUCGCUCCGUCUACUUAUACCUGCGGUCGCACGCUGGUCCGAUCACGCGAUCUCUGCUUCUUCAAAAUGCCUACGAGCGGACAACGGACUAUGAGGGUAGCACGAGGGAAGAGAAGGCGAGAUACCUUUACGAUUACCUCCAUACAUUAUACCCUCCACCACAACCCUGCGAUUCGUUUGAUUAUCUACUCCGGAUGCUGAAAAGACAAGCCCAAGUUCAAAGAAUGCUGCAGGUAUUGAUCAACUGGAUCCAGAUGAAAGUAUAUGUUAUUCCGCAGUUCAAACGGUAUGACAAUUUCAACCUCUACAAAUUCACUCUCAUGAGACGGCUUCAUCUGGCAGCGUGGACGAUAUACCAUUUCCUUGAAAGUUACCGGUCAAUGCUUGUCACCGAGCAUCCCUGUCAUCCUAGGCUGGAGUCAACAACAACAUCUGGACAAAACCACAGCAGCAGUAUGUGCCCGUUCUGUGCAGAGUCCGUUAGAGGUCUUUUGCGCACCUACCCCAGGUCUACACUCGUCCCCGCGUAUCAUUUCUUUGAACUCUGUCUACAACACCUCCGUGCGCUAAGUCGAGCUCCUUCGGCUGGAGCGAUCAUCCGAUCUCGGAAGCCGCCCAGUGAAGCGGACCUGGUGCAGUUUGUUGUGUUCGGAGGUAUUUCCGAGCUCAGCAAGUUGAGUCUGCUCAAAGGCUCCUCAAAUCAGCGGAUCGAUGUGAUUGAGACCUUUGUGGAUAAAGUCUCUAGUGCCGCCAUACAACAGAGGAUAGGGCGGCAAGGCUUCCCAUCUUCUCGAUCACAAGUCUCUUUACGGAAUGAUACGGCUCUGUGGUCCUCCUUUGAUAAUCUUGUUGCACCUCUUGAGCCACCCCUUUCCCUCAUCCAUCACCAUACCAUAUCGGCUCUACCAGAACUCGGACACCUUAUCGUCGAUACGGAUGAGUGGGUCACCCGAAUGUACGAGCUCGUUGGACCAGAGGACCAAAUAGUCAGUGCCUGGGGAUUCAUCACGAAUAUUCUCUCAGGCAAGAGCGACGGUGCAGAAUAUUUAACGGCUGAAGAUGGGGCGGACAGUGACAUCGACUUUUUGGCGCCUGUUGAGAUUUGA